UGGGUAUCCUUCCGCCUAGAAAUUAGGCUUGUUUGUAUCAACCAAUUAUAUACGUAAUCACGUACCAUUUCAUCGACUUAUAAAAUAGUUGUGUGGAUCUACGCUGUGUAAUAAAGGAUGAAAAACAUUCUUUUACAUUUAACGUUUUGUUGGAUACUGCGUUGUACAAAAGCUCUACUGGAAUACUCUAUGACAAACGACAACUACAAUCAAACUAAAGAAAUACCAAACCACAAUCAGCCCGAAGGAUUUGUUUGUAACAGACAACCUCAUAAUCCUUGCUGCUACAAUGAAUACUUGAAUAAUGACACCAACAGUUGUACAGAAUGUCCGAUCGGAAGUUAUGGCUGGAAUUGUAAAUUAAGCUGUUCUCCUGGAUACUUUGGAAGAUUGUGUCGAGUUCCUUGCCAAUGUAAUACAUCGGAAUGUCACACUGUAACUGGCUGCAUCCCGACAAAUUAUUCUCAGUCAACUAUCAUGUUAAAUACAACGAAGCGUCCAGAAUCAAGUUUACAGAAUGUAUCAAAAGUCGUCACAACAAAGAUAUCAACAAACAGAGGGGGAAGCAUUAAUUUCAAUGGCGCCAACAGUAAAAAAAUGACAAUGUUUGGAAUUUUUCUGUUCGGUACACUUCCCACAUUCUUUGUCAUUGGUUGCUUUCUCCUAUUCUACUUGCGAAGAGCGAAUAUGAAUUUCAACUGUUGUUUUCUUGGUGUAUGUAUCAGACAAUUGAUAUGCCCCUGUAUAGAUCAAGAAGGUGUUACAAAAGUGAUCCAAGAAGACACUGAACUUUCUACUGUAAAUAGAACAUCUUUGUGUGAACAGGUGACAGAAUACGAAGACCCGUACUCUGAAAUAAGAUAUUCUCAGGGUAUAGAAGAAAUCAGUUCUCGUGGAGCAUGUAGGAACACGAAUUUUUGCCCGAUGCGAGAGUGCGAUUAUUCAGAUAAACAUAACCUCUACCAAACGCAUAUGGAUCAAAAUGUAUACGAUCACAUUAGAUUAAAAAUUAAUUAUUCACAAACGGUUUCUGAUAAAAAUCCUGAUUCAAGAAAUGAGGAAUUUGUGUCUCUUUGGAGCAAGCAGUCACUCAAAAAGGAAGAACAAAAAAAGAAUGAGAUAGAAAAUGAAAGUCUGAGUUUUCCUCAAAACACAACAUUAGGACACAAAACGGGAAGAAGUUGUAAACAGAAGCAUGUAUUGCCCAAUUACAGUAUGCAAUUAGCAGAUAUCAAGUUAGAUGCUGAACUGGAUCGUUUUACAGAAGAAGUAAAUCAAAAUUCUGUAAAAAAGAAUGGUAUGAUUGGCGGUCGGAGAAACAACCGCCCGUACAGUUUGGCUCAUUGCUUGUCAAAAUCAGAUAUAAGUAUGGAUGAACGAGAAUCUUGCAAAUCUACCGAUCAUCCUUGUUGAGGGAGAAAUCAGAAGGAAAGUUAAAAAAUCAUUCCUGUAUCGCAAACGAAUAGGAUACUAAACAGUAAAAAAACAUAAAAAGUAAAACAUAUCGAAGGAGAGAAAUUUUUAUAAUUAUCAAUUCUGUAACUGGAACAAAUAUGAAUAUGUUGUAAAAAGCUUUAAUUGAAAAACUUCACAUUGAAUUAGGUGCAUCAAAAACAAUACGACUUUUAUUUAUCAUAAAAAAAAUAUAUCCAAAGAAAAUGACCAAAGAUUUCAAGCUUAGUCGACGGUUAAGAAAACGUUUAGAAAUAUUUAAUACGAAUAGCCUCAACAUAUUUUUCACUCGUUUUCAUUAUUGUUUGGGCUAUUAUAAUUUCGAAUUACUUAAGCGUAUCAUGUUUUUAUGCCUG
Molecule: messenger RNA, 1808 nt
Organism: Magallana angulata
Lineage: Eukaryota; Metazoa; Mollusca; Bivalvia; Ostreida; Ostreidae
Exons: 8
Coding region: 118-1413 (431 amino acids)
Source: RefSeq, a predicted model, not a curated record